Messenger RNA from Tarenaya hassleriana, 1408 nucleotides. RefSeq lists its product as uncharacterized. The record is from RefSeq and is a predicted model, not a curated record. NCBI's taxonomy places the organism in Eukaryota, Viridiplantae, Streptophyta, Magnoliopsida, Brassicales, Cleomaceae. The coding region runs from base 107 to 1195 and encodes 362 amino acids. The transcript is spliced from 7 exons.
UAAAAAAAAAAGGCAAAAAGAAAAGGAGAAGAGAGGAAAACAAAGACUCGCGUAAAAAUUAAAAAAAAAGAAGAGAUUCAUUCUCGCUCUUUCCCCGGUGAUCGUGAUGGAGUUGCCGGUGGUGGAUCUGUCCCCGUACCUUGAAAUCGCCGGUAAAAUCGGUGGCGACUCAGUGAGUCAUCUGGGUUCCGAUAUUCUCGAGUCGUGCCGAGAGGUCAGUCGGAUUCUGAAGGAAACCGGGGCCUUGCUGGUGAAGGAUCCGAGAUGCAGCGCCGAAGACAACGAUCGGUUCAUAGAUAUGAUGGAAAGGUACUUCGAGAUGACCGAUGACUUCAAGAGACUGCAAGAGAGACCUAAUCUGCACUAUCAGGUUGGGGUGACACCGGAAGGAGUUGAAGUCCCAAGAAGCUUGGUUGAUGAAGAAAUGCAAGAAAAGUUGAAGGCAAUGCCAGAAGAAUACCAACCUCACACUCCCAAGGGACCAGAUCACAAGUGGAGAUACAUGUGGAGAAUCGGUCCUAGGCCAUCGAACACUCGCUUUAAGGAACUCAACUCGGAGCCCGUUGUGCCAAAAGGUUUUCCCAACUGGGAAGAAACGAUGGACUCUUGGGGUUACAAGAUGAUAUCAGCUGUGGAGGUUGUUGCUGAAAUGGCAGCAAUCGGGUUCGGAUUGCCAAAGGAUGCGUUCACAUCAAUCAUGAAACAGGGGCCCCAUCUUCUUGCUCCUACUGGAAGUGAUCUUAGUCGUUACAACAAGGAGGGCACGAUAUUUGCAGGAUAUCACUAUGACCUUAAUUUUCUGACGAUUCAUGGAAGAAGUAGAUUUCCUGGGCUAUAUAUUUGGUUAAGGAAUGGGAAAAAGAUGGCAGUCAAAGUUCCCGUAGGAUGCCUCCUAAUUCAAACCGGAAAACAGAUAGAAUGGUUAACUGGCGGAGAAUGCAUUGCUGGCAUGCACGAAGUCGUCGUGACAAGCAACACAAUAGAUGCAAUCAAUUCAGCCAAAGAACAAAGCCGAAGCUUAUGGAGAGUAUCCUCAACAUUGUUUGCCCACAUUGCCUCUGAUGCUGAGCUGAAACCUUUGGGCCAUUUCGCCGAAUCCCCGCUCGCUAGCAACUACCCGUCGAUACCUGCCGGAGAGUUUGUCGAACAAGAGCUCUCUGUCAUCAAUCUGAAAGGCGAGAAGGGGAUUUCCUAGUUCUUCAUCUGCUUUCCGACAUCCAUUUGCUACUGAUACCGAACCUUUCAGGGCGACUUUUGUUUGAGCACAGAGUAAAUUAUCUCCUUGUCUGAUUGAUCAAAUUGAUCUUUUGAUAAAUUUGCUUCACUCUGAUGCUUCUUCUUCAUGUAUUCCCUCUUAGUAUGUAUACUUGAAUACCCGGAAUUUUCUGUUACAUCUUUGAUCAUUUUA